GUCUUGUGGGUCCGGGAGUUGGAGUAGGCAGGGGCGACGCGCAGAGGGACCGCGACCGGCAGCGGGGAGCAGCCACCGCCGCCAUGGCCUUGUCCGAGAGUCAGUUGAAGAAAAUGCUUGUUAAGUACAAGUACAGAGACCUGGCUGUUCAGGAAACUGUCAAUGUUAUUGGCCAGUACAAAGAUCUCAAACCUGUUAUGGAUAGCUAUGUUUUUAAUGAUGGUUCAUCAAGAGAAUUGAUGAGCCUCACUGGAACCAUUCCAGUAAGUUACAGAGGCAAUACUUACAAUAUCCCAAUAUGCCUAUGGCUACUGGAUACAUAUCCAUUCAAUCCUCCAAUCUGUUUCGUUAAACCAACUAGUUCGAUGACAAUUAAAACUGGGAAGCAUGUUGAUGCAAAUGGCAGGAUAUAUCUUCCAUAUCUACAUGAAUGGAAACAUCCACAGUCAGAAUUGAUAGGACUGAUUCAAGUUAUGAUUGUGGUGUUUGGAGAGGAACCUCCAGUCUUUUCUCGACCUACCAUUUCAGCUUCCUAUCCCCCUUACCAAGCAACAGGGCCACCAAACACUUCCUAUAUGCCAGGAAUGCCAAGUGGAAUCUCUCCUUUUCCUCCUGGACCACCUCCUAACCCAAGUGGUUAUUCCAGCUAUCCUUAUUCUGCACCUAGCGGGCCAUUUCCAGCAACAACCAGCACACAACACUAUCCUUCUCAGCCUCCUGUAACUACUGUGGCAGAUGGCAGAAGAAAGCAGAAACAGGUAUGGAUUUGUGGUCAUUCUUAUGUUUUCUGGGCAGAAAAACGGGCACUUGAAAGAAGCUUUGGUCCACAAUUGGGAAUUCGACUGGAGGAUGCCAAAUUACAUUGGCUAGGAAAGAGUGGAAUGAUGUGGGAUCAGUUAAUACCCACCCUGUUGCAUACACGACGGAGGCUAAUGGAUCCUGAUAUAUUGGUGGUCCAUCUAGGAGGCAAUGACCUGGGGACAGCCAGAAAUAUGGAUAUCAUAAACCGAAUGAAGAAAGAUUUAGGACAUCUUAAGCAAAUAUUCAAGAAUAGCACUCCAGUCUGGUCUAAUAUUGUACCCCGGAAAGUAUGGAAUCAAGAGGUACCCCAUAAAGUGAUGGAGAAAAGCAGGAGAAGAAUCAAUCAGGAAAUUGGCUAUUUUAUGCAGUAUAUUGGAGGGGCUGUGAUCAAACAUGAUUUACUUGUACCAGAAUCUCCUGGAUUGUUCCAUCUAGAUGGUGUACUCUUAUCUCAGAGUGGUACAGAUAUCUUCAACCUGGAUUUACAAAGUGCUUUGGAAACUUUGAUUUGAUUUUUGAUUGGAAGAAAAAUGAUACCCCUUUAUGUAUUAACAACUGUGGACACUUUUUACAAAUAGAGAAAGUUGUGGACGGUAUGGCAACACGAAUUUAUAGACAACAGACUUAGCCUAUGAUGUUAGUUGGGUACUGCUUACUAAUGCAGUUAUCUGUGGCAUUGCCCUAUAAACUGCAAUGAUUUUUUUGUUAAUAUGUCUAACUAUUUUUGAAAAUUCGGCUUAUUGUUUUUGCAUUUACUUUAAUUCAUUUCUCAUGUUUGUUGAGAGAGAUUGCCAAACAAAUCGAUUCCCUACAUCCAAAUGUGCUCACUGAAUAUGGUAUGAUUAUAUCCAUCUACAGUGUAAGUAACAGUUUAUAAAGCUAUUUCAUGUGAGUAGGAUGGGACUAAUCAUUAAGUGUCAUCACUAUUGGGGUAGUAUUCAAUAGUAUCACUCCACUGGCAGAUGCUGUUUUGCCAGUUGAAUGAAUUCAUAAUCCCCACCACCACUUCUAUAUGCCUUCAGAUCUCCUCUAGAAGUUUGGUGAGCCCUCUGGUGUAUGCUUGAGGUUCAUGCACAAAGAAUUGAAGGAGGAGGAAGGGAAAUCCCAUUAUGUGAAUGGAAGCCAGCUAAUAUAAUACUGGAUAUAGGCCACUGUUAGCAAUUUAACAUUACACCUUAAAACUUUAGAAAUUUGUAGUUUUGAAGGAGUGGAGGAUUAUUUAAAUAUAAUAGGAAGGUCAAUUAAAGAUCUAGUUUCUGACACACAGUUUUUGAAAAUAUUUUUCCUAGUUAAGAAUUGAAGCAAUUAUAUUUCACAACUGCGUGUCUUAUAGGCAGUGACUAGUGGCUGGUUUAGAUGUAACAUUCCCAACCUAAUACAGCAUAGUUCAUUAGGCUAGAAAUAAGUUUUGGUCCCACACCUCCCCCCCACUUUUCUGCCCUUAGUGCCAGCUUUGAUCCAAAUCACAAUGUCUGUUAUAACUGAGCUGGGGAGCUAUGGUAUAAAGUUGUUUUGUUUACUGGCCUCUUGAUUAAUAACAUGCAUUAAACCAUAUCUCCCUAUUUUUGGUACAAUGGGAAACUGGUUUAAAGAAAUGGGGACUGAAGAAUUGCUUUUCCAGUGCGUGGAGCAAUUGUUCUAGAUAUGAGAGUUCUUAGGGUUGUUGUAAGAAGGAUUUAAACGCUUCGUUUUCCUACUGCAUGCAGAAUAGUAUCAAUGCCUCUUAGAGCAGUUACGAUAUUUGCAAAAAAAAUUGACAUUUUAAAUGACAGGUUCUGCAAAAAUACUGUUGCUAUGAUUCUGUUAAUACUGUUGCAAUGGUUCUGUUAAUACUGUUGCAGUGGUUCUGUUAAUUUUGAACCAUUCUGAACAUCCCUUGUGAUAAUUAAAAUGAUAUUUGUAAUUAUUUCUGUCGAUAUUCCCACGGAGAUAGCAAAGCACUUUAGAGUUUUUAUUUGUUGUGGUUGAAGAAAAUCUUUCUUUUAUUCCAAAUGCAUAAAGAUAGAUGUUCUGCUUAUCCCAAAGGUAUUGAACUGUUUGACAGUAGCCCUAUAACAGAACUAUGCCACAUUUUGGUUUGGCAUCACUGAAUCCCCUUUGCCUGGUAAAAGGCAGGCGAUCUGCACCAGAAUUUGCUUUGAAGGAUAGUUCAAGAGAAGUACAGUUUUACAAGUAAUUAAGGAAAAUUUAAAAUGCAGAGAUGUGUAUCUUUUUUCCAAAAAACAAACAACUGACCUGUUGUGCAAUAACAAUUUGGUUAUUAAGGAGGAAAAAUGUUGUAAAACAAAUCAAGACUCUUUUUUUGUUUCAAUACUGAACUCAAUUUACACUGCAUUUAUACAGCAUUGUGACUUUUAAUUCCCUUCACAAGAAAGAGGGAAUUUAACAUUAAUGGUUUAUGUCAAUUUUUUGUCAUUUCUGAAGUGAGUUCCUUACUCAAAAUGUUUCCAAGUCUGCUGAACCUCUAGGAGAGGGAUUUUGAAAGCUUCAUUCAGUACAAACCUGACUGAAAAUAGGACAAGUGUAGAACGUAGAAGACCAAGCUGUGGAAACUGCAUUUUCUAAACAUGACCUUCAUUACAAUUUAGAAUGAAAAACUUGAGCAAAUUUAUUUUAUGUCACUUCUCUUGAAUAUCACUGAAGUUUCCAGCCAGAUGAGGAGAAUUGUACCACCUGUGGGAGAAAGUAGGACUGUGUUCAAAUUUGUAUGGCAUGGUUCAGUUUUUUCCAAUGAGGGUUUAGCAGCAUAGAAAAGUUUUCAGCAGACUACCUUUUGUAUAUUUGCUUGUAAAAGAGCCUUUAAGCUCCAGUAUUUUGUCAGGAUUUAUCUUUCAUAACCUGUUGACAUUGGACAUCUGUUUGAGUCAUCUGAUUUCUAUAAUUUGGAGCAUUCUGUUUUAAAAAUAAAAUAUUAACCUUUA
Molecule: messenger RNA, 3722 nt
Organism: Candoia aspera
Lineage: Eukaryota; Metazoa; Chordata; Lepidosauria; Squamata; Candoiidae
Gene: TSG101
Product: tumor susceptibility 101
Exons: 8
Coding region: 84-1313 (409 amino acids)
Biological process (GO): endosome to lysosome transport; protein transport; protein modification process
Cellular component (GO): ESCRT I complex
Molecular function (GO): ubiquitin binding
Source: RefSeq, a predicted model, not a curated record